Cucurbita maxima (winter squash) is the source of this 1334-nucleotide messenger RNA. RefSeq lists its product as uncharacterized. The transcript has 3 exons. The record is from RefSeq and is a predicted model, not a curated record. Bases 165 to 1223 code for a protein of 352 amino acids. NCBI's taxonomy places the organism in Eukaryota, Viridiplantae, Streptophyta, Magnoliopsida, Cucurbitales, Cucurbitaceae.
CGGCAUUUUAGGGUUUCCAAUUUGCCGCUCAUCGAAAGAAGUCUUCUUCGAUCUCCGCUAGGGUUUUCCAUCGUAAUCGUUUCUUCCUUGUGUUUUCUCAAAUCCCAACUGCUUCUCUCUUCUACUUUCAAGUUUUCGCCGAAUCCUUCCCAUAAUAGACCCAGAUGUCUCGUUGCUUUCCUUACCCACCUCCUGGUUACGCGAGGAAGGUGGCUAGGACCGAGGCGGCCUUGAUCGAAUCGAUUAAGCUCCUAUCUGAAAGACGAGAAAAAGGGACUGAAAGAAAGAAAGAGAAAAGUAAGCACAAGAAAGAGAAGAGUAAGGACAAGAAACACAAAAGCAAAGAGCAUAGAGAUAAAUCUUCUCGCAGCCGCCGCGACUCGACUGAUCAGAAACAGAAGGAAGUCAAGGACCUUCUGCAGGGAACAAAAGUUGAAGCAGAACAAUUGGAAAAGAGUGGUCUCACUGAAGAGCAUGGGCAACCAGUAUGGCCUCAAAGUCCUGGCUACUUGUCUGAUGGAACUCAGUCCAAUCACAAAAGAAAAAGGGGUGCAUCGUUACAGCCUAAUGAAGACUGUAAGCCUGGAAAAGUCAUCCGAAUCAAACUGGCUUCUUCACUUAGCCAACAAGAGGAUUCAUCAGCUGGCAGUGAACAGACGUGUUCUACAACUGGUCGUCGUAAUUCUCUUCAUCAAACGAGAGAUGAGAACAGCAGCCGUGUGCCCAUUGUGCAAAAAACUUCCUUCACUUCUCUUGAUCAAAAGAGGGUUGAGAACAGCAGCCGUGUGCCCAUUGUGCAAAAAACUUCCCUCACUUCUCUUGAUCAAAAGAGAGAUGAGAACAGCCGCAGUAGGCCCAUUGUGCAAAAAACUUCCCUCACAAUCGCCGACACAGCAGUCGCUGUCCAGGAUCCAAUUUCGGAACCUAAUAUCAAAGACCUUCCUUUGCAUGCUGUUGACAUUGGUAGUACUCAUCGCAAGAGAAAGCCUUCUGAAUCUGCUUAUGAGGACUUGUUUGACAAAUGGGUACCGCCAACGCUUCAGUUGGGGCAGCAAACGGUCGAUGAAGAAUGGCUCUUCGGAACCAAAAAGCAGGAUGAAAGAACAAAGACCAACCAAGCUUUCAGUCAUGCUCCCAUCUGUAGAAGGUCCAGUCUGUGGCCGAGAGGACAGUUUGUACCUGAAGCUGACGUUUAUCUGUUGCCUUAUACGAUUCCAUUUUGAUAUUGAAUUCUUUAGUAGUGUGAAAUAUGUACAGUACGCCUGGUGGAACAAUCUUUUUCCUGGGCGUUAUAAUUGUUUUAGAAUCAAUAUGAUUGACAGUCAAUUUUGUUC